Messenger RNA from Plasmodium reichenowi, 2028 nucleotides. RefSeq names its product RNA helicase, putative. The record is from RefSeq and is a predicted model, not a curated record. NCBI's taxonomy places the organism in Eukaryota, Apicomplexa, Aconoidasida, Haemosporida, Plasmodiidae. The transcript has a single exon. The coding region runs from base 1 to 2028 and encodes 675 amino acids. Gene Ontology annotation, cellular component: 90S preribosome. Gene Ontology annotation, molecular function: ATP binding; nucleic acid binding. Gene Ontology annotation, biological process: maturation of SSU-rRNA.
AUGGAUGUUAUUAAACAACUGACUUAUGGUUUAAAUUUGAAAAGUUCUUUGAAAAAUGGUGAUUUGAUGAGUUUGAAAGAAGAAAAUUUAAAACCUUUAAAAAAUAUAUUAAAUAUAAAAAAAGAAAACGAAUCAAAUGAAGAUGAAAAAAAGAAAAAAAUUGUGCAAAGUUGUGAGGGAAUAAAAUAUUCUCAAUUUUAUGAUGACGUAAAUUUGAUUAAUAGUUAUAUGAAAGUUAAUGAAAUAAAUGUUGAGUAUGAAAAUAUAAAUAGGAAUAUUGUUCCCAUUCGCUUUUUUCAUGAUAUUAUACAAUAUUUAAAAAUAAUAAAUAAUGAAAGAGAUGAUGAAAAAGAAGAUGAGAAAAUGAGUAAUAUAAAUAAAUUAAAUCAUAACAUCAAGACUUAUAGUGACAAUGGUAAUCAAAACAAUAAGGAACAGGACAUGGAAGAAAAUAAGAUAAAUACUCUUACAAACGAACAAAAUGAAAUUAUUUCAAAUAAAGAAAAAGAAAAAACAAAUAAUGAUAAAUCAAAUAAUAACAAUUAUAUAAUAAAUAAAGAAUAUGAAAAAUUGUUAAGUACUAUAAAAAAUACAUUAUAUUUUAAAAAACCGACAUGUAUCCAAAAAAUAUGUAUACCAUCUAUAUUAAAUGAUUAUAAUACUAUAUGUAUAUCUCAAACAGGUAGUGGAAAAACAUGCUCAUUCUUAAUUCCUUUGUUAAUUAAAUUGAAUAAUAUCUAUUUGGAAAAACAUGAAAGAAAAAAUAAUAAUAAUAAUAAUAAUAAUAACAACAACAACAACAACAACAACAACAAUAAUAAUAAUAAUAAUAAAAAUAAUAAUAAUAACAAUUUAGAUAAUAUAUCUGAUAAAAAUGAUCUAAAUGAAAAUUUGAUUUUUAUAAAAAGUUUAAUUAUAGUACCAACAAAUGAAUUGGCUUGUCAAAUUUAUGAACAAGCCUUAUUAUUAUUUGAAAGUUAUAAACAUAUUAAUAUAAUUCAUCUUAAUAAAUUAAAUGAUUUUAUCGAAAAUAAUGCAAUUGAUAUAUGUGUAUGUACACCUAUGAUAUUAUUAAAUAUGAUACAUGAAAAGGGAGAAAAAGCAGAAAAAAUAGAAGGAAAAAAAAAAAAAGUAAGUUUAAAAAAAUGUUUUUUUAUUGUUUUUGACGAAGUUGAUAAAUUAUUUGAAAUAAAAUUUUUGGAACAAGUUAAUACAUUAUUAAAAGAAAUUCAAAAUAGAAAAAUUCAAAAAAUUUUUACUACAGCAACAUUACCAGGAAAUAUUAAAAAUUUUAUAAGUACAUUAUGUCCAAAUUAUACAGUAGUAUAUUUUGGGAAAAAUAUUAAUACAAUAAAUAAUAAUAUAAAACAAGAAUUAUUAUAUGUAAAUAAUGAAGAAGAGAAACUAUUAGUAUUAAAUAAUCUAAUUAAAAAUAAAGAAAUACAUAUACCGGUAUUAAUAUUUGUAGAUAGUAUAAUAAAAGCAAAUAUGAUAUAUACCAACUUGCAUAAAUCUGUAUCAUAUAUUGCUUUGUUAACAUCAGAAAAAUCAAAAGAAGAAAGAAAAAUUAUUUUUCAAAAAUUUCAACAAGGACAUAUAUGGUAUCUUAUAUGUACUGAUAUAUUAAGUAGGGGUAUAGAUAUCAAAGGUAUUGAAACUGUUAUUAAUUAUGAUGUUUGUUAUGACAAAUAUAAUUAUAUGCAUAGAAUAGGAAGAGCUUGUAGAUCGGAUAGAAAAGAAGGAAAAGCCAUCACCUUCUUUACGACAGAGAAUAUUAAAUAUAUGAAAGAAAUUAUUAAAUUUGUUAAAAGUAGUGGUACAAACAUACCAUCCUACUUGGAAAAUUUCCAGUUCAAAAAAACACCGAAGUAUAAUUUUGCAAAAUAUAAUAAAAAGAGUAAAAAGAGUAAAAAGAAUAAAAAGAAAAAUAAAAUAAAAAGUAAUAAUAAUAAAGGAACAAAGAAACCGAUAAAAAGGGCAAUUAUUAAGAACAGUAAAGAGAAGACGAAAAAAAAAAUAAAUAAAUAA